Hyaena hyaena (striped hyena) is the source of this 3142-nucleotide messenger RNA. RefSeq names its product solute carrier family 24 member 4 (gene SLC24A4). Bases 1 to 1869 code for a protein of 622 amino acids. Gene Ontology annotation, molecular function: calcium, potassium:sodium antiporter activity; calcium channel activity. Gene Ontology annotation, cellular component: membrane. The record is from RefSeq and is a predicted model, not a curated record. The transcript has 17 exons. Gene Ontology annotation, biological process: sensory perception of smell; calcium ion transmembrane transport; intracellular calcium ion homeostasis. Lineage: Eukaryota; Metazoa; Chordata; Mammalia; Carnivora; Hyaenidae.
AUGGCCCUCCGCGGGUCCCUCCGGCAGCGCAAAGUUCGCAGGAGGCGAGAGAUGCUGCCGCAGCAAGUUGGCUUCGUGUGCGCGGUGCUGGCCCUGGUGUGCUGUGCGGCCGGCCUCUUUGGCAGCUUGGGGCAUGAAACCGCUUCUGCUAACAAACUCGUUCUACCCGACACAUGGAGGAAUAGGAAGCUGAUGGCACCAGUGAAUGGGACUCCGACAGCCAAGAACUGCACAGAUCCUGCGAUUCACGAGUUCCCCACAGACCUGUUCUCCAAUAAGGAGCGACAGCACGGAGCCAUCCUGCUGCACAUCCUCGGUGCUCUGUACAUGUUCUACGCGUUGGCCAUAGUGUGUGAAGACUUCUUCGUUCCAUCUCUAGAGAAGAUCUGCGAGAAACUCCACCUGAGUGAAGAUGUGGCCGGAGCCACCUUCAUGGCUGCGGGGAGCUCGACACCUGAGCUGUUUGCCUCUGUUAUUGGCGUGUUCAUCACCCAUGGCGAUGUCGGCGUUGGGACCAUCGUGGGCUCCGCAGUGUUCAACAUCCUGUGUAUAAUCGGAGUCUGUGGAUUAUUUGCAGGGCAGGUGGUGCGCCUGACGUGGUGGGCCGUGUGCCGAGACUCUGUGUACUACACCCUCUCUGUCAUCGUGCUCAUUGCUUUCAUAUAUGAUGAAGAAAUUGUGUGGUGGGAAGGCCUGGUGCUCAUCAUCUUGUACGUGUUUUACAUUCUGAUCAUGAAGUACAACGUGAAGAUGCAGGCCUUUUUCACCAUCAAACAAAAGACCAUUGCAAAUGGCAACACGGUCAACAGUGAGCUGGGGGAUGGUAAUGAUUACUGUGAUAGUAGCUCUGAUGACCCCUCCAUGCCGUUGCUGGGGCAAGUGAAGGAGGAGCCACAGUACAGCAAAAACCCGGUGGUGAUGGUGGAUGAGGUCAUGAGCUCCAGCCCUCCCAAGUUCAGCUUCCCGGACGCAGGCUUACGCAUAAUGAUCACCAAUAAGUUUGGGCCCAGGACCCGACUACGGAUGGCCAGUAGGAUCAUAAUUAAAGAGCGGCAGAGACUGAUCAACUCGGCAAAUGGUGCGAGCAGCAAGCCACUUCAGAAUGGGAGACAUGAAAAUAUCGAGAACGGGAAUGUUCCGGUGGAAAACCCCGAGGACCCUUCGCGGGAACAGGAACAGCAAGCCCCACCUCCGCCGCCACCCCCAGAGCCCGAGUCCGUCGAGGCUGCCUUCCUGUCCCCCUUCUCCAUGCCUGAGGCAAGAGGGGACAAAGCCAAGUGGGUGUUCACCUGGCCACUCAUCUUCCUCCUGUGCGUGACCAUCCCCAACUGCAGCAAGCCCCGCUGGGAGAAGUACUUCAUGGUCACCUUCAUCACCGCCACGUUGUGGAUCGCUGUCUUCUCCUACCUGAUGGUGUGGCUGGUGACUAUUAUUGGAUACACGCUUGGGAUCCCGGAUGUCAUCAUGGGUAUUACUUUCCUGGCGGCAGGCACGAGUGUCCCGGACUGCAUGGCCAGCUUAAUCGUGGCGAGACAAGGCCUUGGUGACAUGGCGGUCUCAAACACCAUAGGAAGCAAUGUGUUUGACAUCCUAGUGGGACUCGGCAUACCGUGGGGCCUGCAGACCAUGGUUAUUAACUGUGGGUCCACGGUGAAGAUCAACAGCCGGGGUCUGGUCUAUUCCGUGGUGUUGUUGCUGGGCUCCGUCGCUCUCACUGUCCUCGGCAUCCAUCUAAACAAAUGGAGACUUGACCGGAAGCUGGGGGUGUGCGUGCUGGCCCUCUACGCCGUCUUCUUGUGCUUCUCGAUAAUGAUAGAGUUCAACGUCUUCACCUUUGUCAACUUGCCCAUGUGCCGAGAAGACGAUUAAAACCAAGCCACUGCCCACCCCCAACGGGGGGCUGUUCUGGGCUCUCCUGACACCGGCCUCCUCCCUUCCUCCCUCCCUCUCCCACCACGAGCCUCUCCUGCCUCGGUGGCCACCGUCUGUUCCUCCACACACUGGAAGGAAGAGCCAUCGUGGUCUUUGUCUGGUCACGGGCCGGGCUGCGGGGCGUCCUCCUCCCCCUCCUCAGAGUGCUGCCCCCCCACAAAGCAAGAUUCGGGGGCUGCUGUGGGGGCAGCUUUGCAGACCCCGAGCUGGCAGCCACAGGGACGCACUUGUGUCUCAUCUCUCUCGGACACUUUAGUGAGGACAUCUGCGUGCAGUUCGUCUUCCUGUUGCACGGCAGCCUGGGAAGCGAGGUGGCUGGCGAAUGUGAGGUCCCCAAGGGCAAGUGCAAAAUAGGAAUGUCGUUCUUCAGUGUCCCCUCCGGGCCAGAGGGGGCGAGUCCCCGAGGCGGCCUGUGCUACUCAGACCCUGCGACUUCUGCUGGAAACUCUCACAGCUGGGAAGCGGGGAGGCCUCCCCCUGCUGAGGGCUUGGGGCCUUGAGGACAAACAUCCCACCCCUUUCUCUGGAAACACUAGAAGAACAGAAACUGCCUCUCGCCACAGAAAAGAGAAAAACGCGUGACGUUUCUUACAACUUUAAUUGAUGCAUUCAGAGAAUGAGCAGUAAAAUAUUCCCAAAAACAUGUCAUCUCGAUCAUCAUACUUGAAAAAAAUCUCAUCCCAUACAAAAAGGCCACGCUGGGGACCAAACGCAGGUAACACUCUGUGGAAAAUGAAUCCUACGUGUAUCAUGUCGCACUGCUAUGAGGACUUUUGGUUUGGAAUACAGAAAAGAGUAAAAGACUAACAUCUACCUGGGUGCUAAUUCAGAGACACAGUGGAGAUAGGCGCUCACAGCCAUACGUUCCAGACCCUUCCGUGUGAUGCGGAACACCGUCAGUUUGGGUUUGUCAUUUUUUCUGUUAAUGCGCCGCUCUCAAAACUGCCCUGUUGAAAGACAGAAUUGUCUAUAUGCCCAGCCGAUUCUGGAACCUGCUGGAAGGACUGUAUCACAAGUAAUGUUAAUGACAAGACUAGACAUUUCCUGAAAAGCGCUGUCUGGUUACCUGGAGGCGUGUAGGAAAACCAUAGCUAGGAAUUUUUAGAGCCUUAUCAUUGGCUUCACGUGAAGGGCCCAGGAUGGGAGGCCGAGUCAAAAAUAGAUAGAAAGAUAAUGAAACAAUUUUCACCUGCUUCGUAGCUCUCAAAUA